AUGUCUCGAGAGAUGCAAGAUCAAAAAUCGAACACUAAGUUGCAGCAAGAAUCAACAACCUCUACAAUUGAGGUAUCAGGGAAUGUAAGUAAACCCAAUUCGCAAAGUAGAACAAGGAAGUUUCCUAUCACUCCAUUGGAAGCAUUAGAAGAUCAGCCAUUUCCUGAAACCGCGGCUUGUUUAAUUAUUGGCGAUGAAAUAUUAAACGGGAAGAUUGUAGACACGAAUUCAGGGUUUUUUGCUAAAUUCUGCUUCAAUUUGGGAAUUGAUGUUAAAAGAAUCGAAGUUAUUCCGGAUGAAGAAGAUACGAUUAUUGAAGCCGUGCGUCGAUUAAGUAAAAAAUAUGAUUUUGUGGUGACUAGUGGUGGAGUAGGCACCACACACGAUGACAUUACAUAUCCCUCAAUUGCACGUGCUUUUGGUCUCGAACUAGUCUAUCAUCAAGAGACAAUAGAUCGAAUGAUGGGAGUCUUGCAAAACCAUCCAAUAUUAAAAAAGGAAACGAGCGUUGAAGUUAUUACAGCAAGCAAACGAAUGGCACUUUUCCCAUCACCAUCUCUAGUCGUUUAUCCAAAUGAAACGAUAUGGGUUCCAAUUGUGAUCGUGAAUAACAAUGUCCACAUCCUACCCGGGAUUCCAUCUUUAUUUCGAGCUUUACUUGGUGAAUUUGGCAAAUAUUUCUCCCAACAAGGAGAAAAGUUUAUCCGGGUAUAUGUUCGUACAUAUCAACCAGAAUCAUUUAUCGCGCCUGUGUUAACAGAGAUGCAGGAAAAAGUGGCCCAUUUAGGAGUAAAAAUUGGUAGUUAUCCUACAUGGACUAGUAAUAAGCGAUGGGUGGUUGUUAGCCUUUUGGCAAGGGAGAAACGAAAAUCGGUAGUUGAGGAAUUGGCAAAAGAGGUCGCUGAAAAAAUUAAUGGCCAUUUCAUCAGUAAACUUGAGGAUCUUGAAGAAUCCGACGUUGGCAAGUUAAAAUUGUAA
Molecule: messenger RNA, 978 nt
Organism: Ambispora leptoticha
Lineage: Eukaryota; Fungi; Glomeromycota; Glomeromycetes; Archaeosporales; Ambisporaceae
Source: the annotation of a GenBank genome assembly